Messenger RNA from Acanthaster planci (crown-of-thorns starfish), 4155 nucleotides. RefSeq lists its product as uncharacterized. Gene Ontology annotation, cellular component: membrane. NCBI's taxonomy places the organism in Eukaryota, Metazoa, Echinodermata, Asteroidea, Valvatida, Acanthasteridae. The record is from RefSeq and is a predicted model, not a curated record. Gene Ontology annotation, molecular function: G protein-coupled receptor activity. Gene Ontology annotation, biological process: cell surface receptor signaling pathway; G protein-coupled receptor signaling pathway.
GUAGCAGGAUAAAAUAGAAAACAUGGAGCUCGCUCACUGUUCGGUUAAACUACUUCUCUUCUGCCUGGUGACUUGGAGAGAUUGGGGAAGUGCCAGACAUGUUGCUUCACCAUCAGGUGCCAUUAAUGUCAUGCUGUUUGGUAUCGACGUUAGGAUCACACCGGAAGCCUCAUGCUGCGGAAGAUGUAACGAGGAUACACCAUUUCGCCAAGUUUAUGUUACUUGUUACUGUGACAAGUUCUGCUUGACAUACCAGGACUGUUGCCUGGACUAUGAAUUGUACUGUACUAACCUGGAGGAGAGACUGAUCAAAGAUCGAGACCACGAGCUGUUGGAAGCUUUUCAGAAUUGUUCCAAAAGUAUGGAGACUUUAGCAACACCAGGGAUAGCACCAUCCAACAGCAGUGCCAAUGACCGUGACCUCUGUCUAAUUUGGUAUCCUGAACGUGCACAGAGUCUCGUCGACGAGUUUGCGUGCAAGAUGGAGGCACUGUGGGUUCCUGUCAUUCUGGCGCGAAAACCAAAUCGAACGUUGGUGCGUGCACUGGUUCAAUCUUUUUCUGAUCACGUGUUAUUAGUCCAAGACUGUGUCCAAAAUGCAAACACGGUUGACACAAUUGACCUGUGUAUGAGCACAGCCUUCGAUGGCUUUGAAAGCCUAAUGGAUGUCGAAAAGGUUGUUCCGGUUACCGCUCAUGAUGGCUUGCAUUAUCGUAAUCUCUACUGCGCUCGGUGUAACGGCAUAGAGGACAAAGAUGUACAAUUCUGGCAAAUCAAACUCACUUGUCCUUCACAGGUGAGACACGUUGGUCUGACAGACAGUUCUGUGAGUAGAUGUUGGUUUGAGUCGGUCAUUGUACCAUCAUUGUUUAGAUGGAGAACCGCUCAGCCACGUAUCAUCCCUGCCAACCUGGUUUCUCGUGCUUGCGGCAGCAGUGUCCAGUCCAAAGGUGAAUUCGAAGAUGCUUGUCGGGCGUACCAACUGAAAACACCUUGCGCCAAAAAUCCACACUGCGAAAGCGGCUGCGAAUGUUCUGGGCUUCCUUGUCUUACACCCCCAGAAAUCCAAUCUUCAGACCGGCCGAUUUUUCUUCCCAUAAGCGCUGUCUUCCACUUUACCUUACAUGGAGGCAUGCGUUACUCUCUGGAAGGUGACCCUGCGGUUAAAGUGUGCGAUGACGAGUACGAGUUCUUCGAUUCUGCCUUGGGAGCUUGCAGACCAUUCCUGUGUCCCUCUGGUCAAUCUCCAGGACCACGUGGUUCAUGUGUUGUUGUUGAUUCGAUGAGAAAUCCCUGUUUGCAAUCUGACUUGGAUGAGCCUCAGUUGAUAUCGGUUCAGAUGGACUUUCGCGUUAAAUCUGUUGGUUCGGCAAAAGUGUACAUGAUGAGCUUGAGCAGGCGUCUGUUGAAUAUAUCUUUAGAAGAGUUUGAUCAGUUUGACUGUAAUGCACCAUUGUCGACGGUGGAUGCGAUACCUGUAGCGUUGACAACUUGUCGACUAUCCUUCGUAACUUUUUCUACCCUUAGCUUUGAAGAAACACUCUUGGGAUUUUUGACCCAAAUGAGAACAGAUCCUGCAGGAAUUGGAAAGACCUUUCGUAGAACGGGGUUUCGCUUUGACAAACUUUCUUUAAAGAAUUACGCCUCACACAGAUUCCUAGUUGAAAAAUGCGGUCGUUUUGGAGGGAUGCCAGUCGCUUACUCUCGCGGAGUGGACUACAGGAGGUUUGAAGUAAAUGGGUCUGCAUUUGUUGAUGUCACGGUAGGCAAUGAAACAUUAUUAUGCCCAGGCCACCGACUUUAUCAAAAGGUAGUUUUCCGCCCGAGCAAGUUUGUAGGACACUCGCAGGAAUUUAUGUUUUUGUGUCAAACUAAACUCAGCUGCCCUUUGGUGAUAUUCAAUUCCAGUGAGUAUAGUUGGUUGGACAAUACGACAAUAAGCAUAGGCUCAGGCCGAAAUAUUUCAAGCGAUGAGGUAAUUCAGUUAAGUAACAAAAAUGUCGUGCUGUGCCGUCCUAGGGAUUGUUCCAACUGCACUCAACCAUCCAUUCUAGGAGACGCAGUGCUUUCCAUGAUUUGCAUCUCUGUCUCUCAGCUGUUCCUGCUUCUCUGUCUACUCAGCUUCUGUUUUCUCCCGGAGCUCUGGACCCUACCAGGGAAGAACCUCUUCUGUUCCAUUUUGGCCCUGUUUCUGACUCAGACUGUCUUUCUGAUUGGUCCGGGUUCACCACUGAGUCAGUUCACUGUAGCCAGUGAUAAAGAUGUAUGUCUUGCUUUUGCUGUCUUGAUACAUUACUUCCUGCUCGCCACUUUCUUUUGGAUAAACGUGGUUUCGCUGCACUUUGCCCGUACAUUUGGUUUCAAGCUCCGGAUGCGCAGUGUACGGUUUCGUCGAGCUUUUCGGUGGUAUUCACUUUAUGGAUGGGGCACACCUGGUGUGAUAGCAGGGGUUUGGCUGGUGGUACAUAAACUGAUCCUAGAAGGUGGCCAUGGGCUGGUGAUCUACCAACACUGCUUGCCUUUUGGUGUCGGUGCUGUGUUGUUGGUGGCCGCACCUAUGUCUCUCUUGUUGGUGUUGAAUGCGGCCCUCUUUGUAUUGACAGUGGUUGGUAUCCGGCGCACUAAGCAGUCAACCAGCGUGGUCAUGCAGGAACAGAGAACGCUCGAACACCUCCAGUCGGAAGUUACCCUUUGCACCAAGAUCUUCGUAGCGACCGGGAUGUCGUGGAUUCUCAUCUUCAUCUUGGGAUACGUCGACGUGGAAGGUUUCUCCUACUUCUUCACUGUCUUGAUCGCCAUCCAAGGACCCCUCCUUUUCUUCUCAUUCGCCUUCACGGAAAGAGUCCGCGCCAUGUGGCGGGUCCGGAUCACUCGUCUGUUGCAGGCACAAACUGAUACAUUGGAGGAAGCCAGUGACACUCGAAAAAGCGCCCUGCAGGGUUCUCGGGUAGCUGACACUGAAAUGGAUUUGCUAUAUCAAAGUAAGCCAUCCGAAAGUGAAGAACGUGCAUGAAAAUGCAGUCAUCGUGUUAGACAGGGAACUGUGAUUCGCUGUGUUGAAAGCACUCAUCAUCAACAUAACUCAACUCUUUUAACAAGGGGCGUUGACCAGCGGCGCAUCCAGUAUUUGGUGUUGGGGAGGCAAAUUGAAAAACGAAUGCGGCUUCGGGCUUAUCAACAUGAUGUUGGGAAGAAUAUCCGACGCCUUACUCACGUUCCCGGCAUUGUAAGUUUUAUUUUGUGGUGUUUGUUUUCUAAGAGUUUUGGUGCUAAUAGUUUGAUAAAUAAAUAUACCAAUAGUACUACAAAAGGGAAAGACUGGAGCUAAAAUCCAUCAGGGGGUAAAUUGAAUUACUCCCCCACUGGAUACGCCACUGGCGUUGACGGGAAGCAUUUUGGGGGAGGCAAAGCGCUGAAUCAGUAGCGAACGACUUACUCACCAUUGAGCUUUGCACAAUAUCAAAAGAGAUCGUGGAAAUAUAACAUCUGAACAUCCAAAACGUUAUCUGAACAUGAAAAGACUAUUUCAUUGACAGAAAAUUGAAAGCAGGCGCCCUUACUUUGGAUUAUCAUGGCAACCACUAUUUGCUGUAGUAGAACUGCUUAUAUUUUUAACAGCUCAGAACAAGGCCUGCGUUUAAAAGGGAUAAUUCACCGUGGAAGACAAUCUUCCAAAAGGGUACAGCUUGCAGUGCAGCUUGGUUUCAUAUUCAGUGUUUAGUUGGAGCAGGAAGAAUAGAAAUAAUAAAACAGACUUUCAUCAAGCAGUAAAGUAAUUAAUAAUAAUACACUUUACAGUAUGUUUAAAGAGAGAAAGAAAUGAAUCUCGAGCAGUUUUAAAGUACGUUUUGAAUUCUUCAAAAUUCUGCAAGGCUUUGCAUUUUUAUGUAAAAUAAUAUGAAAUUUAUUUGUUUGGCAUUAUACUCUGGCACUUCUUUGAUUUAAAGCUUUUGUCUUUAUUAUGUAUGAUGUUUACAAUCGUAUAGAUUUGCCAAAAAUUACAAAUCUUUCGAUUUUUCUUGCACUUCAUUGGGAUCUAUUUCUGAGGUUAUACCGUUAUUGUUGUAAAGAUGUUUAUACUUUUUGGAGCUUUAACAGAUCUUGGUGUCGUUUUUAAGGAAACCUCAGCUUGGACGAAAAGCUAUUGCUGCUGGG